AUGAAUAUCGGCAACCCACUCUAUUCUAUCGUCAACAAGCUGCGGGACACCUAUACCCCCGUCAGCAACACCUCGACCUUCCGAAAGACCGGCCAGAUCACCCCGGAAGAGUUUCUCGCGGCCGGCGACUACCUCGUCUUUAAGUUCCCAACCUGGUCCUGGGCCGACGCCGAGCCGUCGUCGAAGCGCGUCAGCUACCUGCCCGCCGGCAAGCAGUUCCUAGUCACGCGCAACGUUCCCUGCCAGAGGAGGUUAGAUGCCGACUUUGCGGGUGAUGCCGGGCACGAGGAGGCGCUUGUGAACGACGGCGAUGACUUCCAGGGCCAAAAGGGAGGGGAUGAGGACGGCUGGCUGCGGACAGGCGGCCUGUCGAGCAGCCAGCCCUUGAAGGUUAAGGAGAUCAGGACGGUGGACGACGCUGGCAAUGUCGGCGAUGGGCAGGUCGUGGAGGAUGAUGAUGACAUCCCGGACAUGGAGGAUGAGGAUGAUGACGAGGCGAUCAUCCGGGACACAGAAGGCGAUGGCCUCAACAGUGGCCGUCGUACGUAUACCCUUUACAUCAUGUACUCGCCCUACUAUCGCACACCAAGGCUCUACAUGUCCGGCUACUUGCCCAACAGCCAGCCGCUGCCACCACACCUGAUGAUGGAGGAUAUAGUGGGCGAUUACAAAGACAAGACUGUGACGCUAGAGGACUUCCCCUUCUUUGCCAACAACAUCAAGAUGGCCUCGGUACACCCGUGUAAACAUGCCUCGGUCAUGAAGACGCUCCUGGACCGCGCGGACGCAGCGCUCAAGAUCCGGCGGGACAAGCUCAAGGCUGGCACGGCCUCGGGCUCUGUGGACAGGGGCAUGGAAGGCCUGGUAGACGAGAUCAAUAAGCUCGAUGUGAGCGGCGCUGCGUCCGACGCAGCGGAGAGCAAGGGGAGCGGGGACGAGUGGGAAGAGGUUGGGCAUGACACGGAUGACGAGGUCGCCAUCCGGGUAGACCAAUACCUGGUGGUGUUCCUGAAGUUCAUCGCCAGCGUAACACCAGGCAUCGAGCAUGACUUCACCAUGGGUGUUUAG
Molecule: messenger RNA, 1068 nt
Organism: Diaporthe batatas
Lineage: Eukaryota; Fungi; Ascomycota; Sordariomycetes; Diaporthales; Diaporthaceae
Exons: 3
Coding region: 1-1068 (355 amino acids)
Biological process (GO): autophagy of mitochondrion; nucleophagy; autophagosome assembly
Cellular component (GO): cytoplasmic ubiquitin ligase complex; cytosol
Molecular function (GO): Atg8-family ligase activity
Source: RefSeq, a predicted model, not a curated record